CCCGGAUACUAGGCAUUUAUGUACGUGAAGUCCUAACAGCUUACAAGCCAGCCACAUCGGUUUUUUGGAGUCCUAUAAAUAUCAUGGUAUGGACAUGAAAGAGUCUGCUUGAUUUAUAUUUAGGUAGAUAGAUUUUAUUGUCUCAGUGGCGCUGGUGACUUGCACAGAGCCUUACCACAACAUCUCAUCCCACCCCUUUGUAUGCUGUCUUUCUCUACCCCUCGUCUGCUCCCUGCGCUUGGUAACGUCAAUCCUCGCUCUUCGCACUAUUUCCUCUCCAGUAUUAAGUUCAACUUUAUAUUAUUACCAGCUUUUUUAGUUAACCGAUAUGAUGGAGGGCAUAGCUAGUGCAUUCUCAUGGCCGUACUUCGCUCUUUCGGUCACAGUUUAUUUCUUGACCUUGGCCUUUUAUCGGCUCUUUCUUCAUCCUCUGUCUCGAGUCCCCGGUCCUAAACUAGCUGCCAUUUCACGCUGGUAUGAGGCAUACUGGGACGUAAUACAUAACGGUCAAUAUACCUUCAAGAUUGCUGAAUUACACAAGCGAUAUGGUCCCAUCAUACGCAUCUCCCCGUAUGAAUUACACAUCAAUGAUCCUGAUUUUUUUGACCAGCUCUAUCGGCAAGAUGGUGUUUGGGAUAAAUACGAUUGGGCGGUCAACGCUUUCGCCACAUAUGGUGCAUUGCUCUUCACUACCCAGCAUGAAUUGCAUAAAGCCCGUCGGCAGCCGUUGAACGCGUACUUCUCCAAAUCCAGGGUAAGUAGCCGUCAGAGUGUUAUCAAUCGGCAUAUGGACAAGCUCUGCGAUCGAAUUUCCGCGUUCGCCGAAUCUCACAGAACUUUCAACCUUGGUGCCGCUAUUACUGCCGCUGUGCGGGAUGUUGCUUUCGAUUUCAUUCUCGAUAAGAACUAUAGAAGUCUUGACAAAGAUGAUUUUGACGAACCAAUGGUGAUGGCCAGCAGCGGAUCAGGUCAGGUUUGGCGGGUGUCGAAACAUAUGCGGUUUAUUGCGCCAAUUCUCAGAGCUGUGCCAAUUGACUGGAUCAUAAAGUAUGGUAACCAUGGAACAAAAUUGUUUUUCCGGUUUCUGAAGGAAUGCCUAGAGGAUACGCGAAAACUAGUAGAUUCGGUGAAGUCGUCUUCGCCCGACCAGAGUAACGAGGCCAGCAUAGUACACGAAAUUUUGAAAUCAAAACUACCAGCGUUAGAAAAAACCACAGAUCGAAUUUUUGACGAUGUGUCUACAAUUACUGGGGCCGGAUUCGAAACAACUGCCGGUGCUCUACGCGUGGCACUCUUCCACGUGUUUGACAACCCAGAGAUCCUGCAACGCCUGCGUACUGAGCUUGCCACAGUGGACUCCCGCGACUUGAAGGUCCUCGAGCAACUCCCAUACCUGAAAGCUGUUUUAAUGGAGGGCUUGCGCAUAAGUCCGGCACUUGGUACACGCAUGGCUCGCAUCGCUCCUGAUAGGGACCUCUUCUACAAGCAUUGGCGAAUCCCCGCCGGCACGCCUGUUGGAAUGACACUUGUGCUAUUGCAUGCUGACGAAACUGUGUAUCCCGAGCCCCGAAUUUUCAACCCCGAUAGAUGGUUAAGCCAUGACGGCGAACAUAAGCUCGACAGAGCCUUUGCCCCUUUUCUCAGGGGAACAAGGGCUUGUCUUGGCAUGCACCUCGCGUGGGCCGAGUUAUAUCUGCUGCUUUCUGGCCUAGUAGAUCGCUUUGAUUUCCAUUAUCUGAAUAGCCGAGCUGAGGAUUUCGAAUGCAAUAGCGAUCAGUUUGCGAUCGGUACCAAGGGCAAGGGUGUUUUAGAAGCUACUGUCUCUGUUAGGAAUAGUUAACAAGGUAGCAGUUUUCGUAGUACGUGUAUGAUAGACUGAAUGCUCCAGUGAGUAAAAGGCUAGUUGCAAUUAACCUCCUGGUAGUCUAGGGCUUAAUAAACUGUUGAAUAGUAAACCCUCUAAUUCUUAAAUGGGGUCCUACAUCCCGACUCGGACGGCGAUACGCCUCACGGCCCCUGCAGUGCGCACGAGGGAUCAGUUCAAGGUAGUAUUAAGUGCUCUAGCUAGC
Molecule: messenger RNA, 2069 nt
Organism: Xylaria bambusicola
Lineage: Eukaryota; Fungi; Ascomycota; Sordariomycetes; Xylariales; Xylariaceae
Product: trichodiene oxygenase
Exons: 4
Coding region: 329-1840 (503 amino acids)
Molecular function (GO): iron ion binding; monooxygenase activity; oxidoreductase activity, acting on paired donors, with incorporation or reduction of molecular oxygen
Source: RefSeq, a predicted model, not a curated record